ACCCCGUCUCGUCACCCCAGAGAAAACGUAAUAGUUAGCAGAAAUAUAAGAUGGGAUUUGACACGUUCGUUAGGAGAGUGCUAGAAACAGAACGGGUUUGGCACGCUCGUGAAAGUGAUAGAUAAUUUUACGAUUGGAGUUAAGUGUAGAUCUAGAUCUGUUUAUCUUUUAAGCAUUUUAAACAAAGAUACAUUUUAGCCACAAGUUAAAUGCACUAUCAGCAGUAAAAUGCAAAUCUGAUUUCUUAUGAAAUAUAUUUUGGUGGUUAUUAGAUUAGAACUUUGAAAAUAUAUUUUCUUCGCGUAUAGAAUAUUUACCAUCAGUGGCCAUAGUAUAUCUAAAAAAGGAUCAGAUAGAACAAAUAAUUACUUAUCAGUGGAUUCUAGAGCCAGAGGUAAUGAAAUUCCAGACCUUGUUUAUCAUAGUUUACUGAUUCUGAUAUAUUUUUUGCCAUCAGAAAGUGAUAGAACUUAGGCGCGACAAGCUUCGCCUUAGAUUCAGUGUCACUUGGAAAUAAAUUAUUGUACUCACUUCGCCUUAGAUUCAGUGUCACUUGGAAAUAAAUUAUUGUACCCACUUCGCGUUAGAUUCAGUGUCACUUGGAAAUAAAUUAAUGUACCCACUUCGCCUUAGAUUCAGUGUCACUUGGAAAUAAAUUAUUGUACCCACUUCAAUGAAAUUGUGUUUAAUGAACAGAAGAGAAUAAUAUUGACAAUAUCACCCCAAAACAAAAUCAGGAUUGGCACAAGUUUAUCAAACCUGAAUCAUGUGCUCUUCAGUUCCAAGGGGUUAUAUUUUGUAUGCUCAUGCUGUGUGCAAAUCACUGAUCGUUAUAUAUUUUGUCCUAAACCAGGUGUCCUUUGCUCUUUCUCAUUAUAAAGACUCCUCGUCGAACUUUCCCUGCACUCCUAAUAGAACAGAAACACAUUUCCCCGUCCUUAGAACAAUUGGUAGCCAAGGUUAUGCUGAUCCAGACGCUGCUCCUCUACAAUCCCAGAAUGCAUUAAAGGUUCUGCUGAGAUGGCGCAGACUUGACCUAGAGAUUAUCCUUUACCCUAGUGAACUUACAUUGCCCCAGACACACAGUGAGUGGACCGAGGGUGACAUCACCCAUGCUGAGUUCUCCAAGCGUAGUUGUUUCUACCAUGGCUACGUGCAGGGUCAACGUUCGUCUGACGUGGCUUUGUCGACAUGUCUUGGACUGUCCGGAUAUAUUCAGACAGACACUGAGUUGCUAUUUAUUGAGCCUACCAACAGAAACGAUGCAAUUUCUGGCCUACACUUCAUGUACACAUGUGAACCAAAGAGAAGACCAAAUCACGUGGACGUGAAAACAGGAGUGUCACAUCUACGACAUCGCAGGUCUAGUGACAAACCAAAGUAUCUACAUGUAGCUCUGGCUCUGACCUAUAACUUAGUGGACGAAGUGGGAAGUAAAGAAAAAACUGAACAAUACGUUAUGACGCUUAUGAAUAUAGCCAACAGAGUGUAUCAGCAUUCUUCAUUAGGAGUGGAUAUCAGAUUAGUUGUAGUCAAGCUAGUGUUUCUCACCAAAAGUCAGCAUAAGCAAGUGGUUGACAAUAGUGAUCCUCAGAGAACUGUAAAUUUGUUUUGUGAAUGGUCAAAACAGCUAACUCCAGCUGGUCAACCAGUGACUCAUGACAUUGCUGUUCUGAUUACAGAGGAUGACUUUGGACCUUCAGGUUUUGCUCCCUUGAAUGCCAUGUGUGAUCCAAUGAGAAGCUGUGCUGCUGUCAGAGAUGAAGGUUUUCUCACUGCAUUUGUAAUAGCUCAUGAGAUUGCCCAUGUUUUUGGUGUGCCUCAUGAUGGUCAUGGCAAUAAGUGCUACGGGAGGAAAUAUGAGACAGCCUUGAUGGCAACACAGGUACUCUCCAAUCUAAACCAUUUCUGGUGGUCAGAGUGUAGCAGUAGUAGAAUGAAAGAGGUGAUCAGGUACUUAACAUGUUUAAACAAUGAGGGUACACUAAUCAACAAUCACUACCCUCUUAAAGCAGAAAAUAAAGGUUACUCAAACAUAGGACAUCCUUGGAGUUUGGACUUUCAAUGUAAAAUGAAAUUCGGUUCUUAUUUUAAAUUUUGCCAUGGUUUUGGAGAUGGUCCCUGCUCAGUGCUGUGGUGCAGUAAUGCUUCAACUCCCCUUCAAUGUCGUACCAAGCGUCAGGCACCCUUGCCUGGAACCCCUUGUGGACCUGAUAAAGAAUGUCAAAAUGAAGUAUGUAAAUAUGUGGGCAACAAAAAACCUGUGAAUGGCAAUUGGAGCGCUUGGACAUCAUGGACAUCCUGUAGUACAAACUGUGGUGUUGGCCUCAAAUACAGAACCAGGACAUGCACCAACCCAGAGCCAGAGUAUGGUGGUAAAAAUUGUGAUGGUGAAUCCUCAAAUUUUGACACAUGCUUAAAUCCUAAAUGUGACAAUUUUGAGGAUGGCAGGCAAAAAGAUUGUGAUAAUUGGGAUUACCUGCAAAUUGAACAUGGAACUCACAAAUGGCAAGCGUAUGAAGGACAGACUGAUGACUCCCUAUGUUUACAGACGUGCAAGUCAUCCUAUACUAAUCAUGUGGUGACAAUUAAUGUGGUUGUAUCUGAUGGAACACCAUGCAGCUACUCAAGGAACAACAGCAAUAUUUGUAUGGAGGGGAAAUGUUUGGCAGUAGGAUGUGAUGGGAAGUUCAACUCAACUUUGAAAGAGGACAUGUGUGGUGUGUGUGGUGGGAACAGCGGAGACUGUAAAGUCAUCUCAGGACAUUUUAUACAGAAACCAAAAUCAGGCCAGGACUAUAUUGAAGUUCUAACAUUACCAGUAAAUGCUAGACACAUCAAAAUAAUGGAAACAAAACAGUCUUCACAGUUUCUGGCCUUACUUGAUCCUAAGUAUGGGCGGUAUUAUCUAAAUGGAGACAAGCAACAGUCUGAUGAUAAAAAGUUUGUUAUGGCUGGAGCCAUGUUUGUCUAUGAGACUACCAGUUGGAAAACUAAUGAGACUAUAACAUGCAAUGGUCCUAUUAGAAACACUGUCAAAGUUAUGGUUUAUCCAAAUAAAGUCAUGGAUGAAACAGCUAUCUAUUACAGCUAUACAGUGCACAAAAAGGAUAACAGCUAUGAAAGUAAUAAAUAUGCUUGGAAGUUUGACAAAUGGUCAGAUUGUUCAGUCAUAUGUGGUGUUGGAGUUCAUGUCAUGCAACAUAUAUGUUAUAAUAAAGACAAUGGCCAGAAAGUAGAGGAUGAGAAAUGUGCUCUACUUAAAGUGCCAAGAAAAGAUGAAGUUUCAUGUCGUCGAGACUCUUGCACAACAGCAAUCUACAACUAUGUCAUGGAGAAUACCUAUGAAGAAUGCAAUGCCAGUUGUGGACAACCAGGACUUCAAUAUCAAAAAUUUCAUUGUGAGAAAAAGUUUCCUAACAACACUUUUAUAGAAGUAGCAAAUUCUUUAUGUGAACAUCUUAGUGAGCCUAAAAUUUCUAUAAGCUGUCAGGGGAAGCCAUGCCCAACAGUAGAAAGAUUUCAGUGGGCAGCAUCCAACUGGUCUCAAUGUUUCUGUGAGAGUGAAUCUUCUGAGGCUAUACAGCGUCGUGAAGUUUGGUGUGAAUUGAUCACACAGAGAGACAAUGGUUUGGUGGAGAGUAAAAAUGUAGUGGAGUCAGUCAAAUGUCAAAAUGUUAUUGACAAACUUAAAGACACUCAGACAUGCUCCAAUGUAUCAUGUCUGCCUCAAUUACGCUGGAGUACAGGCCCCUACUUUGAAGCUUGCAAUGCUAAGUGUGGCGAAACUGGUACUGAAGUGAAUAGAAUGGUUUGUGAAACACAGAAUAAAAAUGGCACUGUUGACAUUGUUGAUGUUUCAAGAUGUGAAAAUGUCAGUAAACCAACACCAGUGUUCAGACCAUGCACUGCUGAUCCUUGCAAAUCUGUACCCAAACUGUACACCUGGCAACCCUCAGAUCUUUGGGCAGAUUGUGAUGCAGCCUGCAACCAAAAUGGUACACAGUUGAUGCUGUAUGUUUGUCAAGAACUAGAUUCAUCUGGCCAACUGAUUAACAUCACUGUUGAUAGCCUUUUGUGUGACCUUGACUCCAGGCCAGAUGAAAGAAAACAGUGUGUAGGGCUGCCCUGCACACUAAAAUGGGAAAUUGGUCAAUGGUCUGAGUGUUCUGUGACCUGUGGUCGUGGUAAACAUUACAGAAAAGUUUAUUGUGGCGAUCCUUUGUCAGACCAUGAUGACAACAGAUGUACAGAUGCACCUCCACCAAUGUCAAAAAUUUGUAUUAAGAAAGAGUGCCCUAAAAUCCGUGAUGUAGAUUGUGUUGAUAUGUAUUCCUACUGCACUGCUUAUAAGGACUUAUAUUCUAGAUGCAAGAAAGACAACUUCCAGAGAAAAUGUUGCAGAGUGUGUCGUGAUAAUGAGAGAUCUUCUAGAGGAUAUUUAAGUCCUUUACAAAGUCUAAUUAAAAAACGUAAUAUUAGAAGACUACAAAGGCUAAAUUCAUAGUAACCUACCUGAAUGUUUUAAUAUUAAAUCUUUGUAAAUAUUUAUUUCAUAAUUAUAAAACCAAGAUUUAUUGAAUUUUUUCAAUUGAAUAAUUGUAAGUGUAAAUAUAUGGAGUUUCACUAGGUGAUAUAACUGUACAUCAAAGUCACAUAUUUGUGAAGGAUAAUGAGAUGCGACUAUGAUUAUGCAGAUGUGCAGAAUGCAAGAAGAAUGAAGUAGACAUCAAUUAUUUUAAAUUCACCAAUCUUGAAAUUACAACUAAUAUCUAAAUUCAAAAGAAUUUAUAUAAUUUUAUUCAGUAUCCUAUAUUACUAUUAUAGGUUCACGAACUGUAUAUAGCCCCACUAACACUUUUAAUAUACAAAUGACUAACUUUGAAAAUCUCUAAUAGUUUUUGUAAUUAUUAUUCCAAUGUUUAUUUAAAAUGAUAUGUUAAUCUUAAGUUUUUGAUUUCUGAAAAAAAAAACUGAUAUUGUUUCUGGUUCUUACAUUUCAGACUUUUUUUUUUUAAUGUGUUCAAUUUUUUUUUUCUUAUUGUAUACAAAAGUACAGUUUCAAUCAUACACAAAUUAAUUAUUAGACUUUUAAUAAUUUUUUUAUUAAUGUGUUUUUACAUGAAAUUUUAAUUUUUUUUUUUUUUACAAAAAACUUUUUGUAUGUCACACAAUGAAAAAAAUAAAAAAUGUGUUGAUGUUUUUUUUUUUGUCCUGAACAUUUUGCUGUAAUUCUUGUGGCCCUGAUGUCUUGGUCUCCAACUCUGCAGUUCUUGUGGCCCUGAUGUCUUGGUCUCCAACUCUGCAGUUCUUGUGGCCCUGAUGUCUUGGUCUCCAACUCUGCAGUUCUUGUGGCCCUGAUGUCUUGGUCUCCAACUCUGCAGUUCUUGUGGCCCUGAUGUCUUGGUCUCCAACUCUGCAGUUCUUGAAACCAUUUGUGACUUGUAUUAAUGGUGAACUUCAAAAACAUCAGAGAAAUUACAUUGGCAGUUUGCACAAUCUUG
Biomphalaria glabrata is the source of this 5504-nucleotide messenger RNA. Its product is annotated as A disintegrin and metalloproteinase with thrombospondin motifs 2-like. The coding region runs from base 767 to 4507 and encodes 1246 amino acids. Gene Ontology annotation, cellular component: extracellular matrix. Gene Ontology annotation, biological process: extracellular matrix organization; proteolysis. The record is from RefSeq and is a predicted model, not a curated record. The transcript has 27 exons. Gene Ontology annotation, molecular function: metalloendopeptidase activity. Lineage: Eukaryota; Metazoa; Mollusca; Gastropoda; Planorbidae.